AUGGCUCUCCUGGAAAUUUUUUUCGGCCUUCUGGCUGUGGGCUUUCUGAUCUACAAGUGGGGUAUUUCAUCAUUCAACGCUUUCGAGGAUCGGAAACUGCCCUAUGAAAAGCCCUGGCCAUUUUUUGGAAACAUUGCCAGCUCGGCCUUACAAAAGAUGUCUUUUCAGAGGCAGCUGAGCGAGUACUACAAUCGGAACCGGCAACACAAAGUUGUAGGUCUGUUUAACAUGCGAACGCCGAUGGUCCAGAUAAAUGAUCCUGAGAUCAUUAAAAAGAUCUGUGUCAAGGAUUUUGACCACUUCCCCAACCACCAGACGUUCAUCAACUCCAAGGAGCGCCUGCUGAACGAUAUGCUCACGGUGAUGAAGGACCAGCGUUGGAAGCGCAUGCGGAAUACCCUGUCCCCGGUCUUCACGGCUGCUAAGAUGCGGAAUAUGUUCACCCUGAUGAACGACGGAUUCGCCGAGUGUCUCCAGCACCUGAGCUCUCAGUCCAAUUCAGAAGGUUUCGAGGUGGACAUGAAGGUGCUUUUUAACAAGCUCUCCAACGACGUAAUCGCGACAACUGCUUUCGGGCUAAAGGUCAACUCCUUUGAUAAUCCCGGCAACGAGUUCUACGAGAUCGGUCAGUCAUUGGUGUUCUCUAGAGGAAUACAGCUGUUCAAGUUCUUCCUGGUAUCUCUUCUGCCAACGUUGUUCAAUUUCUUCAAAAUGACCAUUUUUGAAAGCAGUAAGGUGGAAUACUUUGUUCGUUUGGUAGUGGAGGCGAUGAAGUAUCGCGAGGAGCACAACAUCAACCGUCCCGACAUGAUUCAGCUCCUCAUGGAGGCCAAGAAGGAAGGCGAGGACAACUGGACGGAUGACGAAAUCGUGGCCCAGUGCUUCAUUUUCUUCUUUGCCGCCUUCGAGAACAAUGCCAAUUUGCUCUGCACCACCUCCUUCGAGCUGUUGCACAACCCGGAAAUCCAAGAACGCCUCUACGAGGAAGCAAAGGAAAUCCAAGAGUCCUUGAAAGGCGGCUCUCUCACCUACGACGCGGUCCAGAAGAUGACCUACAUGGACAUGGUGGUGUCGGAAUCGCUUAGAAAAUGGACCUUGGCAGCUGCCACCGAUCGCUACUGUUCCAAGGACUACACCCUCACCGACGACGAUGGCAAAGUGCUGUUUGACUUUAAGGUGGGCGACAGGGUCAGCAUUCCGAUUGCAGGACUCCACCGGGACGAAAAAUACUUCCCGGAUCCUCAGAAAUUCGAUCCAGAAAGAUUCAGCGAGGAGCGUAAGAAUGAAUUGGUUCCCUACACCUACUUGCCGUUCGGCGUGGGUCCCCGUAACUGCAUUGGUAAUCGCUAUGCCCUGAUGCAGGUCAAGGGAAUGCUGUAUAACCUGAUUCUGCAGUACAAAAUCGAGCCAUCACCGAGGACCAUUAAGGAUCUUUGGGCUUCUGCCCGUGGUUUUAAUUUGACGCCCAGAUCCGACUUCUGGAUCAAAUUGGUGCCGCGAAAAUAAUUUUAAUUAAAGACUGUACUUUUUGUUAAAUAAAA
This is a messenger RNA of Drosophila bipectinata, 1541 nucleotides long. RefSeq names its product cytochrome P450 9b2-like. Gene Ontology annotation, molecular function: monooxygenase activity; oxidoreductase activity, acting on paired donors, with incorporation or reduction of molecular oxygen; heme binding. The record is from RefSeq and is a predicted model, not a curated record. Lineage: Eukaryota; Metazoa; Arthropoda; Insecta; Diptera; Drosophilidae.